Molecule: messenger RNA, 1645 nt
Organism: Musca domestica (house fly)
Lineage: Eukaryota; Metazoa; Arthropoda; Insecta; Diptera; Muscidae
Gene: Gr32a
Product: gustatory and pheromone receptor 32a
Exons: 4
Coding region: 111-1505 (464 amino acids)
Biological process (GO): sensory perception of taste
Cellular component (GO): dendrite; neuronal cell body; membrane
Source: RefSeq, a predicted model, not a curated record
UCCCAAUACAAUACAUUAUUCUAAUCUACUCUACACUUAAGGGUAUCUCUAGAACGUAGACAGUUAAUUGAAUUCAACAUUAAAGGAUACUUCACUACGCCGAACACAUCAUGUGCCCCGGACCGCUAAGUGUUAGCAUGAAAGGAUCGAAAAUUAAACAAUCACCGACACUACAAAGAGAGAACGAUGAAAUUGUCUUGGACGAUUCCAUGGGCAGUAGCCCAAAAUCGAAAACUUUUCUCAAUGACAUUACAAGCAUACUCGUCAUCCUGAAGGCCACUGGAUUGAUGCCACUCUAUGUAACAUUGACCGCCUAUGAGCUGGGUCCGCCUAAAAUCCUAAAUCGAAUAUAUUCCAUUGCAAUACAUUUUAUGGUGCAUGCGAUGACUAUUUUCAACAUGUACAUGUUGUUCACUGGGGGCUCCAAUCAACUUUUCUAUUCGUAUCGCGAAACGGACAACAUCAACUAUUGGAUAGAAAUUCUGUUGUGUAUCGUCACAUAUACUACCACCGUCGUUGUAUGCUCAAAGAACUCCAAAGCAUUUCUAAAGAUACUGAACGAAACGCUUAAAGUGGACGAAGAAAUACAACAACAAUUUUCGGCCACCAUUGUCAACGAUUGUGGCUUUGCUGUUAAGUUCAUCAUCCUUAUUUUGAUUUUUCAGUGGUACAUUGUUCUCCUGAAGAUUUUGCUAAUAAACGAACCAUUAACUGUCACGUCAUACGUCAUCAUUAGUGUGUACUCCAUUCAAAAUGCCUUGUCGUCUAUAUUCAUUGUUUAUUCGUCGAUAUUGUUGCGAUUGUUAUCUGUCCGCUUCGCCUAUCUGAAUUCCAUUAUCAACGGUUACACUUACAAGGAACAACAGAAGACGCGAAGAUUUCGUACUCGCAUACCAACUAAGGAUCAGGCGACAUUGCCGCCUCCUAUGAGCAGUUUUCCGGAAGAUUCUCUCUUUGCCUUUCGCAUGUACAAUAAGUUGCUGCGCCUUUAUAAAUCCGUCAACGAGAGUUGCAGUCUAAUAUUGGUCGUCUACAUGGGAUACUCGUUCUAUUCGAUUACAACAACAACUUACAACCUCUUUGUUCAAAUUACAACACAGCUGGAGAUGUCAUUGAAUAUUCUCCAGAUAUGUUUCGCCCUCUUGUUCUCCCAUACAGCUAUGUUGGCUCUGUUGUCACGAUGUUCGGGCGAAGCCACUGACCAGGCAAAUUUAACGUCGCAGAUCCUGGCGCGGGUAUACGAAAAAUCAAAGGAAUACCAAAAUAUUGUUGAUAAAUUUCUAACAAAAAGCAUAAAACAAGAAAUGCAAUUUACAGCAUAUGGCUUCUUUGUUAUUGACAAUUCGACUCUCUUUAAGAUUUUCUCUGCGGUUACAACUUAUCUUGUCAUACUAAUACAGUUCAAACAGUUGGAAGAAUCUAAAUUGGACGAUUCAGGAGGACAAACUACAACUACUACACCAGCACUUGCCUCUACAGCAGCAAUGAAUGAAACAAUUCAAUGAGCGAGACAAGACAAAUAAAUAGCAUAUAUUUGUGUUCUUUAUAAAGAUGAAUUAUGUAUGUCAGUAAUUGAAUGUAAGCUAUGUACACCAUUUCUUUGCUUCAUUAAACAAAAAUUGAAUAAAUAAAUAAUUCCCAUUAA